This is a messenger RNA of Vigna unguiculata (cowpea), 941 nucleotides long. It is a transcript of the gene GLP7, whose product is annotated as germin-like protein 7. NCBI's taxonomy places the organism in Eukaryota, Viridiplantae, Streptophyta, Magnoliopsida, Fabales, Fabaceae. The record is from RefSeq and is a predicted model, not a curated record. Gene Ontology annotation, molecular function: manganese ion binding.
AUGCAAGUUACAAUGUAACACAUCAAAAAAAUUCUCCUUUCACUUGUUUCUUCAAUUCUAGCAAAAAUGAGAAACUAUUUUCAAUUACUUUUCUUCACCCUAUUCCUUCUAUUGGGCCAAUCCAGACCCGACCCUGACCCGCUUCAAGAUUACUGUGUUGCUGAUAACAAAGGUGAAUUUUUCCUUAAUGGGGUGCCCUGUAUCAACCCAGAUAAAGUUACAGCGUCGAAUUUUGUGACUUCUGCUUUGUCUAAGAGUGGUAACACUAGUAACAUAUUUGGCUUCAGUGUCAUAGCCACCAACACUGUUAAUCUUCCUGGGCUUAACACAUUGGGCCUGGUGUUGGCCCGGGUUGAUAUAGCGGCGAAUGGGAUCGUGCCACCUCACUCCCACCCGCGGGCCUCCGAAGUGGUCACUUGCCUCAAGGGCCAGCUUCUUGUGGGCUUUAUUGACACAAAUAACCGUGUGUUUACCCAGAACCUGAAGCCCGGUGAGUCUUUUGUGUUCCCAAAGGGCCUGAUACAUUUCUUGUCCAACAAUGCGUUAAGGGAACCAGCACUAGCGCUUUCUGGUUUAAAUAGCCAGAACCCAGGUACUCAAAUAGCAUCACUUGCAACAUUUGCCAGCAAGCCUGAAAUUUUUGAUGAAAUUCUCAAGAAGGGUUUCCAAAUUACUGGCAGAGAAGUAGAAACAAUUCGUAGAAACCUUGGGGGAUGAUUAAUUGAUUAUGCUGGUGAUGGAGGUGAUCCAGUUAUUGUCACUAAUAAUAUCCUUAAUUUCUUAUUGCAUUUUGCUUGGGAUUCUAGGUGGGAACAUGGUGUUAGAUUCACAUAUUUAAAAUGAACAGAAAAAGACAUCGAAACAGUCAUGUUACAACAUUACAUGUUUAAUAAUCAAAUUAAAAUCAGAUGGCUGAUCUGAGAGUCAUGUAUUGAAUAUUA